Puntigrus tetrazona (Sumatra barb) is the source of this 1381-nucleotide messenger RNA. The record is from the annotation of a RefSeq genome assembly. NCBI's taxonomy places the organism in Eukaryota, Metazoa, Chordata, Actinopteri, Cypriniformes, Cyprinidae.
AUGUUAAAAAUCUUAGCCCCAACAAUUAUAUUAUUCCCAACAAUUUGAUUAACACCCCGAAAAUGAUUAUGAACAACCACCACAGCACAGAGUCUUUUUAUUGCUUUUAUUAGCCUAACCUGAUUAAAAUGAACGUCUGAAGCUGGAUGAACAUGCUCUAACCCAUAUUUAGCCACAGACCCACUAUCAACACCACUGCUUGUCCUCACAUGCUGAUUAUUACCGCUCAUAAUUUUAGCCAGCCAAAACCAUAUAAACCCAGAACCAAUUAACCGCCAACGAUCUUAUAUCACACUCCUUGCCCUUCUACAAACCUUCUUAAUCAUAGCAUUUGGAGCCACGGAAAUCCUUAUAUUUUAUAUUAUAUUUGAAGCUACACUUAUCCCAACCCUAAUUAUUAUCACCCGAUGAGGUAAUCAGGUUGAACGACUAAACGCUGGAACUUACUUCUUAUUUUACACCCUAGCAGGAUCUUUACCACUCCUAAUUGCUCUACUAACACUUCAAACUACCUCAGGAACACUAUCCAUGUUAAUUCUCCAAUACCCAGAAUCAUCACAACUUGAUUCUUGAGGUAAUACACUCUGAUGAGCCGGCUGCUUAAUCGCAUUUCUAGUUAAAAUACCACUCUAUGGCGUACACCUGUGAUUACCAAAAGCACACGUAGAAGCCCCUGUGGCAGGAUCUAUAGUUCUAGCAGCAGUAUUACUAAAACUAGGCGGAUAUGGAAUAAUGCGUGUAAUAGUCAUAUUAAAUCCACCACCUCAAGAACUAACAUACCCGUUUAUCAUCUUAGCCCUUUGAGGAAUCAUUAUAACAGGAUCCAUCUGCCUCCGGCAAACCGAUUUAAAAUUAUUAAUCGCUUACUCAUCUGUUAGUCAUAUAGGACUAGUAGCGGCAGGAAUUUUAACCCAAACUUCAUGAGGAUUUUCAGGAGCGAUUAUCCUAAUAAUUGCUCACGGACUAGUAUCCUCAGCAUUAUUCUGCCUGGCUAAUUCAGCCUAUGAACGAACCCACAGCCGAACAAUAAUGCUAGCCCGAGGACUACAAGCAAUUUUCCCACUUGCCGCAACCUGAUGAUUUAUCGCCAACCUAGCUAACUUAGCACUACCCCCCCUACCCAACCUGAUAGGAGAGCUUAUAAUCAUCGUAACAAUAUUCAACUGAUCCCCAUGAACAAUUUUACUUACAGGCCUAGGCACAUUAAUUACAGCUGGAUAUUCCCUAUACAUAUUCCUCAUGUCACAGCGAGGUCAAACCCCAAAUCAUAUCAUAGGACUUCAACCCUACCACACCCGAGAACACCUACUAAUAGUUUUACAUCUGGCCCCAGUAAUCUUAAUAGUGGUAAAACCAGAGCUUAUAUUAGGAUGAUGCUACU